Molecule: messenger RNA, 5700 nt
Organism: Aquila chrysaetos chrysaetos
Lineage: Eukaryota; Metazoa; Chordata; Aves; Accipitriformes; Accipitridae
Gene: UBFD1
Product: ubiquitin family domain containing 1
Exons: 7
Coding region: 105-980 (291 amino acids)
Molecular function (GO): RNA binding; cadherin binding
Source: RefSeq, a predicted model, not a curated record
CGCGCACCGCCCACCGGGGCGGGCUACGGGAGCCGGCGCGGCCCAGCAGCAGGCGGCGGCGGGCGUUUCCCGGCGUGCCCCGCGGCAGAUUGUACACAAUCAUCAUGGCCGCCGCCGCCGCCUCCGCUGCUGCCGAUGGUGCCGAGGAGCCGGGCAUGGAGGCGGAGGCGCAGGAGCUGCCGCUGGGCUGCGGCGGAGAGGCCGGCUCGCCGGCGGCGGGGAGGUCUCCGGAGGGCGAGGAGCGCCGGGAUCCCCCGCAGGCGUCGGUCAGCAACGGCGGCGACGCGGAGAGCGGGAAGGAGCUGGUGGAGCUGAAGGUUAUCUGGAACAAGAACAAGUACGACGUGAAGUUUUGCCUGGACAGCACGGGGGCCGAGCUGAAGCAGAAGAUCCACUCGCUCACAGGCCUUCCACCUGCUAUGCAGAAAGUUAUGUUCAAGGGACUACUACCGGAGGAGAAAACGUUGCGGGAAAUCAAAGUAACAAACGGAGCGAAAAUAAUGGUUGUUGGCUCUACUAUCAAUGAUGUUUUAGCAGUAAAUACACCCAAAGAAGCUGCUCAGCAGGAGGUCAAAGCUGAAGAAAAUAAAAAGGAGCCGCUUUGCAGACAAAAGCAACACAGAAAAGUAUUGGAUAAAGGAAAACCUGAUGAUGUGAUGCCUUCUGUUAAAGGUGUUCAGGAGCGCCUGCCAACAGUGCCAUUAUCUGGCAUGUACAACAAGUCAGGGGGGAAAGUAAGAUUGACCUUUAAACUUGAGCAAGACCAGCUAUGGAUUGGUACAAAAGAGAGAACAGAAAAGUUACCCAUGGGGUCCAUUAAAAAUGUGGUGAGUGAACCUAUUGAAGGACAUGAGGAUUAUCACAUGAUGGCAUUUCAGCUGGGCCCAACAGAAGCAUCUUACUACUGGGUCUAUUGGGUACCAACUCAAUAUGUUGAUGCAAUCAAAGACACGGUGCUGGGAAAGUGGCAGUAUUUUUGAAAGCACGCUCACCUCUGGCACAGGAAAAUGACACAAAACUAAGGACACUGCUGGGAGAGGCCUCCAACAUCCCUGGAUGUGAUAGUCCUGGAACUUAUUAAUAAAAUAUGAUAAACGAGGCAUUGAUGGAAGCCAGAGGUGAUGUUCUUUCACCAUUAGUUUACUUUUAACUUAAAAAUUUCACCAUCCCUUUUCUGCAGUCAGCUUCAACCAUAUUUAAAGCAAAUACAAUGGAAAUCAAUAAAUCUUAAUUUGCAAAAUAUUGUGUGUAAUACACUUAAAUCUGCUGAGAGUUGAUCUUCCAAUUUAGUUUAAAAAAUAUUACAAUGUAUUAUUGAGGCUUUUUUACAUGGUUUGAACAAAAACAAAUAUUUUCAUAAUCUUUCAGUUACAAGCGUUAGACUUAAUUUAGUUACUUGGUUGUGACUGAGAAUUUCAGAAACAGUUUUUAAAAAUAAACUUUAAACAGUAUGCAAAAUCGAUGUUUAGUAAGCCAUAUUCUGCUGGCCUUUUUAUUUCAGGUUUGACUCUGAUAGCAAAACUUUUUUUUUUUUUUUUUACCCAAAGAUACCCUGCUUUUUUUUUUUUUUUUUCCUCUCACCUUUUUUUUCAGUACUAGAAGCUCUGGGUUGGUACUCUGUGUAGCAUGUUUGGAGCAAAUGAAUACCACUGUGGAUGUUUUGUAAUAGCGACUGACCCAGGGCUGCAUACUGUCCCGUUUCAUGCCAUGUUAGUUGUUCCCCUCCCACCUGCAUACCUCUCUGCUCCUGUUCUGCCUCCUGCCCUGGGGGUGCUACAUUUUAGGAGCAUUUUCUUGAUCAUGCAUGUUGCAGUCCAGAAUCAUUUUGCAGCUGUUGCGAUGACACUUACCUGUUUGACUGAAAAAAGCUCUAGAAUGCGCUGCAUAAUGCUGUCAGGCAUGAGCGGGGUGAAGCAGUGACACAGAUCUCGCAAAGGGAGUGAACCAAAGAGACCUUCCUGCCUUGUUUGGGGGUUGGGAGAGCGGAGAAGAGAGAAGCUUGGAUGCUGUUUUGGAUCCUAAAUAACUGCAGUAGUCUUUUGUGACCUGGAUUUGAAAAUUUAUAGUGAUCUUAUUCAGUGAAUCUUACCAAAUUUAGAAUAUCUAUCCAGCAACUGAUCUUUUGAAAUUUAAAUCGCCUUUCAGCUUUUCUCUUGCUCAAGUUUACAGGCAGUUCUUGCAUCUCGUCCUGUCUGAAAUAAUGCUCCUCGCCUUUGGUUUGUGACGUUCUGUGUGUCAUCUCAGCAAUUCAUGUGCCAUUUAUCUCAGGUUUUCUGAAUGGACCUUUCAGUCCUGAAAAGGUGCACACCCUUAACAGAUUGUAUUGUGCAGUCAGACUGAAUCAGUCUUGCUCUGUGUUAAACCUGCAUCUAACAGAUCGCUGUUCUUUUUUUAACACUGUAGGCUUGAUAUUGCUCAGUGCAAGUAGCUCAACAUUUUGUGAAACUCCUGGAGAAGCAGUCUUUUAGGAAUAGCUGAUCUUAAUAUAGUCCAUGUCCAUUUUUCACUCUCCUUGAAACAGCCCAAUUGAAACUCAGCAGGUGCAAAUUCCUAAAUGAGUAUUUAUUUUAUUUUAUUUUAUUUGAGAGACUGGGAAAAGCGUUCACUUUAUGGUAUGUGUUAAGAUUACGUAUUUACCUGUAGACUCUUGAUAGCAACAUAAGCAGCUUUUGGUUUGUAUUUUCAGUUAGAACAUUCAUGCAAUAUGGAUUUUAAAGGUGUUUCAUACCUUACAUAUAAACUAGUGAUGUGCUUGUUACUCUUGUAGCUUGAGAUAUUUCCUUUCUGUAUACAAGCCACCAGCAGUGUGUCUUGACAUAAAUGCAUUGAGACAGGAGCUCUUCCUGUGGCAGUGCUGUUGUCAGCUCCCUGGAACAGCCCCCUUCUGACACUCGGAGCAAGCAAGUGCAGGUAGUGGAGUUGGCAUGAGUUAUUUGGAGAUAACAUUACAAAUUAAAUGCAGCUAUCACACUUCUUAUUUUCUAAUUGUCAGUCCUGGUGUUAAGGCUUAAAUUUAAAAUUCAGUACCUGGUGGAAAGUGUACACACUACAGUAUAAAGAAAAUUGGUGACAUUAGCUUUUUCUGUCACUUGGGGUCACCUUUGCACUCGUUAUCUUGUUGGUUCUGUGAUUAUCAGCUCCCACUUGCUACUUGACUUGCUUGGACCUGUCUGUGCAUUCGUUUGUAUUCCAUUUUCCUUUCCUACUCUUCUGUUUGCUUGCUCCUUGAGAGGGCAUGUAUCUUAGUUCCAGCUCCUCCCCAGAGUUCCUGCGGCUUCUGUGCUCUAUGCAGUGACCCGGGUGAGUACGUUCUGCUGCUAGCGCUGAGGGAGGGCAGAUACCUGAUCUGCCGCUGCCGAGGCAAGAAGGGCACCUUGGGCAUGGGGUACAGGGCCAUAUUUAAGAUUCCUGUCUGCUCCUUUCCCAAGGGCACGAUUACUCUGCAUCCUGUGCCAGGUACAAUCAAUCAUCUCAAAAGAAACUGAAUAUAAAAACUCUUGGUUACAAAGCAGUUUUAAAGGUGGAGAAGAAAAUACUAUAAACUAAGAAAAUGUGAUUCUAUUUAGGUGCUUCUUUUCAAGUUGGAUUUGAUUUGAAAAAGGAAAUUGUUUUACUUUUUUGUUCUGUGUGCAAAGUUUGAAUUAAAAUACAGGGAAGUGGUACUUAUGUAAAAUGCUUUAAUUGGUGUUUGUUGGCUUAGUAUAGUAGGUUUCUUGGGGGUCUGUUGCUAAGUUCAGGUGGAAUAUUAAUUUCAACACUGCUGUUAAGGUCCUUCCUCUUUCAGAAUGAUGUGGAGCUUUUUCUUCUGGUAUAUACUGAUUUUUCCAAGGCAAUUACUGACAUUAACUAAUUAUCAUUAACAUCUAAGAGAACACCAUCUCUUUAGUUUGAUAGUGUCACAGCUUGCCUAACUGGGGAGCCAUUUGCUAGCCUCUCUCUUGACUUUGGAUUUUACUCUGUGAUAUCUGUCAUCGUCUCCCAGGCAGAUUCAGUGUAACAAAUGGUCCUGUGGAGGAAUUUGGCAAUUAGUCCUCAGUAAGACACAAGCGUUGUGAGUAAAGUGCAAAUAUAAUCAGUAUUUUGAGUUCGCUCAUAAAGAUUGUUUUGAGAUCCAACCUGUAAUCUUCUGUAGGAAGUUUAUGGUAACAUCUGGUGAUUCUUGCGCAAAAGUUUAUUUCAGUUAAAUUGCAAUUUAACAACGUCCGUUCAAUGGAGAUUGGUUCCCUUUUCUCUAUAUGUGUAAUUCCCUAUGAGCUUUUUGGGGUGCGAUUCCUUAUGAAGUUGUAUUGAGUGCUUUGCUGGGUUUACUAAUUGGGGAUUAAAGCAUCCGUAAUGCAAACGUGGGUUUCCACAGAACAAAGCCGGUGUUUCCUAUGCCACACCGGCAGCUGCUCCCAGCUCCCAGGCAGCGUGCGUCUCCUUGCUGCCAUCCUGAUAGGGAGUAGUCCUGCUGCAGCCCCUGAGCUCUCUGUACGCUGUUCGAUGGCACUGCGUCUUGCAGCUCACCUGCAUGCCAUCCCUUUCCCUUCUCCAUGCCUAGUGCUGUAGGUUUCUUCUCUCCUUGUCCUGAGUUUAGUAUUCCUUCCUUCUGUGUGCAUCCCAAGCGUACAGUUCCUGGAUUAGUGUUGCAUUAGGAAUCCAAAAGUACAUCACUAAACUUUGUUUGGGUUUGAACGUAGACAGUAUCUUGCAUGAAAAUCUUGUAUUACUUGCAAGUUUUUCAUAUCAAAUUUAAGAUUGAAGUAAAUCAUCAAUUUCCAUUAAUGACACCAUUUGAUGAGAAAUGUGUAACUAAAAUAAGGAUGUUAUGAUGAUGGAAGAGAAAAAGUGAUCUGAAUUCAAAGAACUAGGUAAGAAGCUGUUAACACGCAAUACGUUAUAACUGGUAACACGCACACAACCUGCUAGAUUUUAUACUUGAUGCAGUUAGUAUCUGUUGCUUCUUCAUACUUUAAGGGCCAAAGAGAAACAAUUCACUUGCAGUGACACUGUUGAGGUGCCAUACUGUGGUGGUCUGUUCCGUGCUCUCCCCUUCCUGGUCGCGGUGUUCCUGUACAACCGCUGGUGACGCAGCUGUGCGGGCACAGGCGCAGCACACGCUCCCUGCUCCGGUUGCUCCCUGUGCCAACCCAGUGGAGCAAGGUUUGUUUCCAAACUUUCCUUCUUCUGUUUACUUUUUUCUUCCUCUGUAACUUGGUUUUUCCAAUGGAACUGUUUUAAGUUUUGUACUCCAGCCUUUUGCCACCUGUUAGGAUUAGGUCAUUAGCAUCUUGUUUUGUUAAUUAACGUCCUUGUCAUUGGGGGGGGGGGGGGGGGGGGAGGAGGGGGACCAGGAGAGCUGUAGCAAGUCUUGUAUGAAACAUAUGGCCGUCUUACCUUAUAGCCAAGGAUUCGCUUUCUGCGGCUCAUGGAAGUUCACUAUGUCUUAUCCAUAUUCUAAGCAAUUCAUUCUUUGGUUUUAUAUUUAAAAAAAGUCUUAGAUAUUUGUGUCCACUGCAGAUUUAUUUUAAAUGGAAUAUGUAAGUACCAUGUAUUAUGGUAUUUUUAAAUAAUCUAUUGCCUCUUUCAGGGGAGGGGGAGAUGACAAAUAUUUAGUCUUAGAUUUGCACUGCUGGAUUUUUUAAGUGUAACCUUGACUGGUUAUCCUAUUGUUUUAUUCUGUAAGAUUAGUCUUAUGAAUUAAAGUUUGAUAAUUAAGUA